Messenger RNA from Plenodomus lingam JN3, 684 nucleotides. Its product is annotated as NAD(P)H-dependent D-xylose reductase (XR). Gene Ontology annotation, molecular function: hydrolase activity, hydrolyzing O-glycosyl compounds. NCBI's taxonomy places the organism in Eukaryota, Fungi, Ascomycota, Dothideomycetes, Pleosporales, Leptosphaeriaceae. The record is from RefSeq and is a predicted model, not a curated record. Gene Ontology annotation, biological process: xylan catabolic process.
AUGGUCUCGUUCACCUCCCUCGUCACCGCCGCUGUGGCUGCUACAGGCGCUCUCGCCGCGCCGGCCACUGAUGUUUCAGUUCGCUCUCCUGGACCUCUCGUCGCCCGCCAGAGCACCCCGAACUCCGAGGGAACUCACAAUGGCUGCUUUUACUCAUGGUGGUCUGACGGAGCCUCCCCGGUCACCUACACCAAUGGUGCGGGUGGAAGCUACAGUGUGCAAUGGGGAAGCGGAGGCAACUUUGUCGGUGGAAAAGGAUGGAACCCUGGUACCGCCCGUACCAUUACCUACUCUGGUACCUACAACCCCAACGGCAACUCCUACCUUGCCGUGUACGGAUGGACCCGCAACCCUCUCAUCGAAUACUACGUCGUCGAGAACUUUGGUACCUAUGACCCAUCCUCACAGGCCACCAACAAGGGCACCGUCACUUCGGAUGGCUCCUCGUAUAAGAUUGCCCAGUCGACCCGAACCAACCAGCCCUCUAUCGAUGGCACGAGGACCUUUGAGCAGUACUGGUCUGUUCGCCAGAACAAGCGCUCCAGCGGUAGCGUCAACAUGAAGACCCACUUCGAUGCGUGGGCCAGCAAGGGCAUGGGCCUCGGUACCCACUACUACCAGAUCGUGGCUACGGAAGGCUACAAGAGCACCGGUAGCGCUUCCAUCACCGUCAACUGCCCAUAG